Molecule: messenger RNA, 1527 nt
Organism: Gordionus sp. m RMFG-2023
Lineage: Eukaryota; Metazoa; Nematomorpha; Gordioida; Chordodea; Parachordodidae
Product: craniofacial development protein 2-like
Exons: 1
Coding region: 1-1527 (508 amino acids)
Biological process (GO): chromatin remodeling
Cellular component (GO): nucleus
Molecular function (GO): catalytic activity
Source: RefSeq, a predicted model, not a curated record
AUGGUUACAACAAAGCAUGGGCGGGGUACAGCCCAAAGUACCCCGUGGGCCUCCUCAUCCGCCUACGACAAAAAGAAGGAUGGGAAACCUGGUGGAACCACUAUUCAUGAAAAUGAAACCUAUGACGGCCAUAAACGACCUAAUAAAAAGUGGAGAAACCAGUUUACGGGUGAUCGAGUUAGGGUCGCGACAUGGAAUGUUGGGAGUAUGACGGGAAGAGCGGGAGAAGUCGUCGAUGUAUUGCACAGAAGACAUAUAGAUGUGUGCUGCAUACAGGAGACUAGAUGGAAAGGAAAUGGGACCAGAAUGAUUGGCAAGACUAGCGAAAAGUAUAAAUUCUUUUGGCAAGGAGGUAAUGAUGGUAAGGCUGGAGUUGGGGUAUUGGUUGCGGAGAAAUUGGUAGACAAAGUAGUCGAAGUGAGAAGGCUAGACAACCAGAUAAUGGUUAUCAAGAUGAUUAUUGGUAGAAAGCUAUAUAAUAUGAUCUCGGCAUAUGUUCCUCAGGUUGGAAGAAGUGAAGAAGAGAAAGAUGUAUUUUGGGACAGUCUAUUGGGGGUGACAUCGAGACUGGCAAAUGAAGAGGGGAUUAUCCUGGCUGGUGAUCUGAAUGGACAUGUGGGAGCGAGUAGUGAGGGUUAUGAAGGAGUACAUGGAGGGUUCAGUUAUGGCAUGAGAAAUUUGGAAGGAGAGAGGAUUUUAGAAUUUAGUGAUGCUAUGGAUAUGAUUGUUUGUAAUACAAUGUUUAAGAAAGAAUCAGAGAAGCUGGUGACUUAUAAGUCGGGUAGUACCAAAAGUGUUGUGGAUUACUUGUUAUUAAGGAGAUGUGAUCGAUGUAUAAUAAAAAAUGUGAAAGUGAUACCGGGAGAGGAAUGUAUAAAUCAGCAUCGACUAGUUGUAGGAGAUCUCACUCUUAAAGGUGCCAGGGUCACUAAAAGAAAGUUUGUCCCAAGGCUGAAGGUUUGGAAAUUGAAGGAGGAGAAUGCUAGACGUCAAUUCAAUAUGGCAUUGGCGAUUAGGGAGGCGGAGGUGGCACAAGCAUCUGGGGUGAAUGACAAGUGGGAAGCCAUGAAGAAAGCUUGGGUAAUGACAACUGAGGAGGUAUGUGGAUGGACAAAAGGGCCGCCUAGACAUAAGGAGACUUGGUGGUGGAGCCCAGAGGUAGCGAAAGCCGUGGAUGAGAAACGGAGGUGUUUCAAAGUAUGGUAUAAUAGCAAAGAAAAUAGUGAUAAUGAUAUUUACAAGAUGGCUAAAAGAAAUGCUAAGAAAUUAAUAGCGAAGGCUCAAGAAGAAAAAAGACACGAGUUUGCUAAAGAAAUGAAAUGCGCUGAUGGAAUUGGAAAUAUGGUUAGAAUGGCAAAACAGAUGUCAAAAAAGAGGCAGGAUGUGAUAGGUGUAAAGUGUUUGAAAAAUAUGGAAGGAAAAAUGACGAUUGAUAGUAGUGGUAUUAAGAACACCUGGAAGAUUUACAUGAAAGGACUUUUGAAUAAGAAAAUGAAUGGAAUAAUAAUAUUAGUUGUGCAAAGGUAG